Molecule: messenger RNA, 1494 nt
Organism: Symbiodinium necroappetens
Lineage: Eukaryota; Dinophyceae; Suessiales; Symbiodiniaceae
Source: the annotation of a GenBank genome assembly
GAGUAUCAUCGCGUCGAGGAAGCGGUUGAAGAGGUGGCACCGGCCCCCGAGAUGCAGCCAGUGCAGACGCUUCCAGCUCCCUGCGCCGAGCACGUCGAGGUGCUUCCAGAUGCUCUCGUUGAGACUUCAGAGCCGCGGAACCUGGAGGCCGAUGCGCAGCUUGCGCAGGACUGGCUGGCGCCAGCGGAGCAUCCGGCACCGGUCGAGGAAUUCCCUGUGGAGUCGACCCGGCAGCCAGCUGCACAGGAGCAAGGACUGGAAAUGCCAGUGGAGCAAUCCAAUGGCCACGACAGGGAGGUCUUCGAGGGAGCGAUGCCACAGCCACCCGUGCACGCGAACGGCGGGCCUGGCCAUGUCGAGGAGCCGGAAGAACCUCCUGAGGAGGCUGGUCCUUUACCGGACCUCGCGGCCAACGGACGCGAGACCCACGAAGUCCCCGAGGAAGCACCGCCGCUCCAAUUCGAAGCUCAAAGAGUUGAGCAGCGCAGUGAGCCGGGCGAGGUGGGGCAACUGCGUGCAGACUACGAGGCCGAACAGCGGCUGCCUCGGCAGUUGAAGCCAAAGGUGCGGGAGCUGCUGAGGGACAUCCGUGCGUUUCAGUAUCCGAGGCGGAGGAACAUCCAACACGAGAUCCGCGAGAAGGAAAUCCGGCCACCGUCGCGGCAGAGUCCCAUACCGAGGACACAGCGGACACUCGUCGAGGAGCUGUCCCUGAUGGAGCCGAGCCCUGUGAAAGCGCGCCUGAUGGGUGCCGUGCAGCAAAUUGCGCACCUACAGGCCCGCAUCGAGGAACUUGAGUCCGAGGCUGCGGUGGCCAAGGACGUUGAGCUGCAGCUCUCCGAGAAGAUGGGCUGCAUGACGAUGCAGCUGACGGAGGCGCAGGCGGCACGGCAGCAAGCAGAGGCCGCCUCAGCCCAGCUGCAGCGUGAGGCCGACCAGCUGCGGCAGGAGGCGUCCGCUGCAUCUGAGCGGGCGCGCGUGCAGGCCGCCGAGGCGUCUGAUGCAGCUCUUGGGCAGGUGAGGGAAGAGAUGGAGCGCGAGCUGGAGCAUCUCCUGAAACAGAAGGAUGAGCAGCUGCGUGCCAUCGAGAGCAAAUUCGCCGCCAGCGAGCGCAGCCGGCAGAAUGCCACGAGGGACCUGGAAGCGCUGACGCAUGAAGCUGACGCGCUGAAGCAAGAGUUGGAGCAGCUGCAUUCGGACUCGGCUGGCCGCACCUCCGACCACGAGAGGUCGGUGGAACAGCUUACAGCCGACUACCAGAAGCAGAUUGCUGAGCUGGAGGAGAGGCGCGACAUCGAGGAGCGGCAGAAGCACGAGCUCGCGCUGAAUCUCCGCAGUGUGGAGGAGAGGAGCCGCAGCGAACUCGCACAGCUCGAGGCGCAAAAGACGCAACUCGAGCUGCAAAGCGGAGUCCCAGCCCCAGGAAAGGUUGCGAAAGAUUUGCUGCAUAGAGCAAGUGCUGCCGCCAUGAGCCUUGGAGCAAGAAGGUGUUGA